Messenger RNA from Striga asiatica, 2295 nucleotides. The record is from the annotation of a GenBank genome assembly. Lineage: Eukaryota; Viridiplantae; Streptophyta; Magnoliopsida; Lamiales; Orobanchaceae.
AGAUGAACUCAUGACAAUUCUUUAUCAUCAUCCCAAGGAAUAAAUACUAUUCCAUCCCAAGUAGAUCAAAGGUGAUUGAUCGCUUCGUACAAAACUCGAGAAACAAUGUCUAGUUUCGAGGGUGUUUUUGUCUCUGAUCAAUGGCUUCAGAGUCAAUUCACUCAAGUCGAGUUACGAGGCCUUAAAUCCAAAUUUUUGACAGCGAAGAAUCAAUCUGGGAAUGUUACAUUGGGAGAUUUGGCGCCAGUGAUGGCUAAGUUGAAGCCGAUUACAGGCAUAUUAACACAGGAUGAGAUCAAAGACUUUCUGGCUGAGUCAUCUUUAGAUUUAAGCCAAGAAGUUGAUUUUGAAUCCUUUCUCAAGGAAUAUUUGAACCUUCAAGCUCGAGCCACAUCGAAAAUGGGUGAUUCCAAAACUUCAUCCUCAUUUCUCAAAGCCACAACAACCACUCUUCGACACACAAUUAGCGCACCUGAGAAAUCAUCUUAUGUUUCCCACAUCAAUAGCUUUCUUGGAGAAGAUCCGUUCUUAAAGAAAUAUCUCCCUAUUGAUCCAUCAACCAAUGCUCUAUUUGACUUGGCAAAAGAUGGUGUUCUUUUAUGUAAGCUCAUUAAUGUGGCUGUCCCCGGUACCAUUGAUGAGCGAGCUAUCAAUACCAAAGGUGUUCUAAAUCCAUGGGAGAGAAAUGAAAAUCAUACUCUCUGCCUCAACUCGGCAAAGGCAAUUGGUUGCACAGUAGUCAACAUUGGUACACAAGACCUAGUUGAAGCCAGACCUCAUCUAGUCCUUGGAUUGAUUUCUCAAAUAAUCAAGAUACAAUUGUUAGCUGACCUUAAUCUUAAGAAGACUCCUCAACUAGUGGAAUUGGUGGAGGAUAGCAAGGAUGUGGAAGAGCUUAUUGGGUUGGCUCCAGAUAAAGUUUUACUGAAAUGGAUGAAUUUUCAUCUAAAGAAAGUUGGAUACAAGAAGCAAGUCACAAAUUUUUCCUCCGAUCUUAAGGAUGGAGAGGCAUAUGCUCAUUUGCUUAAUGCUCUUGCCCCAGAACAUGGAACGAGCAUGACAUUAGAUGUAAAGGAUCCGACUGAAAGAGCGAAAUUGAUUAUCGAGCAAGCUGAGAAACUAGAUUGCAAGAGAUAUGUUACUCCAACAGAUAUUGUUGAAGGAUCACCAAACUUAAAUCUUGCAUUUGUUGCACAGAUAUUUCAACACAGAAAUGGAUUAUCAGUGGACACCAAAAAACUUUCUUUUGCUAAGAUGAUGACAGACGAUGCUCAAACUUCAAAGGAAGAGAGAUGCUUUCGGUUUUGGAUUAACAGUCUUGGAAUUGAUUUCUAUGUCAAUAAUCUUUUUGAAGAUGUCAGGACAGGAUGGGUACUUUUAGAAGUGCUUGAUAAAAUAUCUCCAGGGUCUGUGAAUUGGAAGCAAGCCACAAAACCUCCUAUUAAGAUGCCUUUUAGAAAAGUUGAAAAUUGCAACCAAGUAGUAAGUAUCGGCAAGGAUUUGAACUUCUCACUUGUGAAUGUAGCUGGAAAUGAUAUUGUUCAGGGAAACAAGAAGCUCAUAUUAGCAUUUUUGUGGCAGUUAAUGAGGUUUAGUAUGCUCAAGUUGUUGAAGAACUUGAGAUCUCAUUCACAGGGAAAAGAGAUAACAGAUAGCGACAUAUUAAACUGGGCAAACAACAAAGUGAAGAAAUCAAGUAGGACUUCCCAAAUGGAAAGCUUCAAGGAUAAAAACCUCUCAAAUGGGAUUUUCUUCCUUGAACUAUUGAGUGUUGUGGAGCCAAGGGUGGUAAACUGGAGCCUUGUCACAAAGGGUGAAACUGAUGAAGAUAAGAAGUUAAAUGCAACAUACAUCAUUAGUGUUGCUCGAAAGCUGGGAUGCUCCAUAUUCUUAUUACCAGAGGAUAUAAUGGAGGUAAACCAGAAAAUGAUACUUACUUUAACAGCAAGCAUAAUGUACUGGAGCCUGCAGCAAAAGGGCAGAGACUCAGGGCAGUCAUCCCCGGCCGAUCAGACUGAGACAACAUUCACAGAGGGUGAAACUGAAUCGGUUGCCAGUGAACCAAAUAUUGAUAAUCCAGUUGAGAGUGAUAAGGAAAUGAUUCUGAUAAGGAUUAAACAUACUUUGUAAUUUCAAAAACAUUAUUAUAUGUUACUUUCAAUAGUGGUUGCACCAAUGUUUUUGUCUACAAUUACCACAAACAAACUUGUAUGGGAAAUGCCCUACAGCAAGAAAAAUUAUAGAUGUAUUUCAUAAAACCAGAGUUAUUUUUCUUAGCUAGAUUUCAUCCUUGAG